UCUGUUAUCAUUUCCCCUUGCUUCACAGUCUGCCGAUAGUGUCGGGAUUGAUCAAAAACACAUCAAAGUGUGAACAUCCCUCUGUGUUUUUGACAGAAUCAUUCGCGUGUUUCUUUGGAUCAUGCUGGAGGACUCCAACACACUCCAUCCCAUCAUCAGCGCAUGACAGUCGCGCUCAGAUCAGCUGAAGCGGUCAUAAAUGCCCUGGGCUUCCUGUUUGAGGUCUUCCUCUUCUUCAUCACUUUAAGCAGUCGUCUGAGGAUGUGUCUGCUUUGUUUAUCAUUCACUGCUCUCCAUGGCUGUUUCAGGUAGGAAGUGCGUAUCGGGACGUCACUGAGGAGUGAUGCCUGUUGAAAGUGGAAACAGCGCAGCCGCCCGUCAAGUCAAACAGAAGCGCAAAUCGCACAGUCUCUCCAUUCGGAGGACCAACAGCACCGAGCAGGACAGGACAGGCAUGCAGAGAGACAUGCUGGAAGGACAGGACUCCAAGUUGCCGAUGGCUUUAAGGAGUAACUUACUGGACCUGUUCGGACAAAUCGAGCGAGAGUUUGAAAAUCUCUACAUCGAAAACUUGGAAUUGCGGAGAGAGAUCGAAUCGCUAAAUGAGCGUCUGUCAGGAGAAGGACAGACAGUCGAGGGUGGUGAUCUGAGCAAAGGAGCCCUGAAAACUAAAGCUAGUCACAGCACAAGUCAACUGUCCCAAAAGUUGAAGACGACAUACAAGGCCUCCACUAGCAAGCGCUCAAAUUCUUUCCCGGGGAAAGUAGGUGGACCUCGCAACUUCAAUGUGGGGAACUGGGAGUUAUGGGGUGGAGACUCAUGGAUUGUGUCCAGUUUCAAAGCAACCACAUCGCGCGCAGUGUGUCAGCUGGUCAAGGAGUAUGUGGGACACCGGGACGGGAUAUGGGAUUUGGCUGUGACUCGGGUUCAACCGCUAGUUCUGGGCACUGCUUCUGCUGAUCACUGCUCUAUGCUGUGGAGUAUUGAGACCGGGAAGUGUCUACUAAAAUACGCUGGUCACGCUGGAUCAGUGAACUCCAUUAAGUUCCAUCCCACAGAGCAGAUGGCGCUUACAGCGUCCGGGGACCAGACGGCUCACAUCUGGCGUUACAUGGUACAGCUGCCACUUCCACAGCCUCCAGCAGACAUCAGCGCCUCGCUGGACGAUGACGUGGAUUUCUCUGAUAAAGACGAGGCAGACGGCGACGCUGAUGGACCCAAUGAAUGCCCCACCAUCCGCGUGGCCACAACCACCUUGAAGAGCCACCAAGGCGUGGUGAUCGCCGCUGAUUGGCUGGUGGGAGGAAAGCAGGUGGUCACUGCGUCCUGGGACAGAGCCGCAAACCUGUACGAUGUGGAGACCUCGGAGCUGGUGCACACCCUGACAGGUCACGAUCAGGAGUUGACCCACUGCUGCACUCAUCCGACUCAGCGUCUGGUGGUCACUUCAUCCAGAGACACCACCUUCCGCCUGUGGGACUUCAGAGAUCCCUCCAUCCACUCAGUCAAUGUCUUCCAGGGCCACACCGACACCGUGACGUCAGCUGUGUUCACCGUGGGAGACAACGUGGUGUCUGGAAGUGACGAUCGCACCGUCAAGGUGUGGGACUUGAAGAACAUGAGAUCUCCGAUUGCCACCAUCCGCACCGACUCGGCUGUUAAUAGGAUAAGUGUCUCUGCGAACCAAAGAAUCAUUGCUUUGCCACAUGACAACCGUCAGGUCAGGCUGUUUGACAUGAAUGGGGUUCGUCUGGCUCGUCUGCCACGCAGCAACAGACAGGGUCAUCGUCGUAUGGUGUGCUGCUCAGCCUGGAAUGAAGAAAACCAGGCCUGUAAUCUGUUCACCUGUGGCUUCGACCGGCAGGCCAUCGGCUGGAACAUCAACAUCCCUGCACUCCUGCAGGAGAAGUAAAUCCUUCAUCAUCCAAUCAGGCCUUGAGGUGCCAGGAAGACUGGUGUAUUUCAUGGAUAUUGUGCAUAUCUAGGUCAUAUAGUGUGGUGAACUUCCUGACAGUCUUGUUACCCCAUGUUUGCAUGAUUCAGAUCGGGACACUGCCGAAAACAUUUCUGUUACAGUCUAUUUUUUUGGUUGUUGUUGUGCAAUGUUCAGUUUGUACAGAAUACUUUUUAUUUUAUGAUCACAUUUUAGAUCGUUUCGUUUUGUAUAGAUUUCUGCUUUGCUUUUUAUAGAGAUGAGACGCGAGAAGAAACGUAGAGCACUCUGCCUUUUGUGAGCGGAAAAUCGGCAAUCGCAUUUACGGAACCGCACCUUCUGAUUGCCGCUCAAGCAGCCAAUCGGCUUCAUUUCAGUAUUUCCGCAGUCCAUUUGCAUGACAAACCCAGCUUUCUGUCAGGUAUGUGAAGCCAAAUGCUGUAUAAUUGCUGUGUGAUCGCCAGAAAAGCUGAUUUUUGUAAGUAUCGUGACUGUUUAUGAAGCCUCGCGUUUGAUGUUUACUUCCAUUCGAAGAGUUGUGUAGAAGUAAGUGUGUGAAUCGUUCUACACAUCUGGAUUCAGAACAAAUUCACGUUGCUGUAGUUUGUUCCAUAUUGCGAGUUUGCUCCAUAUAGUAGUAUUUUCCUCAAUAAUAAUCGGACCAAAUGUGGAUGCCUUGCACAGUACUGAUUAAGAGGCUUUCUGAUGUAUUUUGGACUCCUCGUGAUGUUAUAACCACUGUGCUUAGCCGUAUCUACAGAGACUUCACUCAGACAAUGUUAGACAUGAAUAAUCAUGGAAGUUUCUACAUUGGUGUGUUACAAUCGGUAUCGUUACUGCAUUGCUGGACUUUCACCCGAACUACACUGGACUCAUUACUGAUGGAAAGCCAUUCACGUAGGCAGUCUGUUAAAUCUGUAAGGUCGAACAAUGAAAGAUGUUUAUUAUGCAAUGUAUAUUUGUGACGUCCAUGCUGAAUGGACUGUAUUUGAGUUUAGAGUUUAAGUGUACGCUGAAUCGCUUGAUCCAGUGGUCAAUCAUAAAUGACCCUUCAGGAUGUCCUUUAAAUCGAGUCGGAUCUCCAACAUUUUAGUUGUGUAAACUGGGUAUAAUGUUCUGUGGGUUUUCUGUAUUGAGCCAUUAUUUUUUUUUAUUUGCUGUAUUGAAAAGACAAAGCAUCAUAUACUCACAAUGUAGAUGCGUAGAUUCAAUAAAGUCACUCACUGCUGGGCUUCAAAUAAAAAGUGAAAAUGUC
Messenger RNA from Danio rerio (zebrafish), 3188 nucleotides. NCBI's taxonomy places the organism in Eukaryota, Metazoa, Chordata, Actinopteri, Cypriniformes, Danionidae. The record is from RefSeq and is a predicted model, not a curated record.